CUUGUCUUAGAAAUGGCUUCGAUUUCGUUAACAGAGUUGUUGUUAUUACUACACGAAUUACAGUAAUGAAAACUAAGCUGUAACAUUCUUCGACAUUUCAUUAUAAUACUUGAUUAAUAUAAUAUAUUUCGAGUCUUUCCACAAGAAAGAAAUGAAUAAAGAUUUCGAAAAGUAUCGUUUACCCUGGGAACACGAAGAACAUUGGAAAUUAAGAAAGAAAUUUCUUAUUUGCCAUCAAAAUAGCUUUUCAGAAGAUCAGUUAAUUUGUUUGUCCCAGGUUUAUAUGAAUAUUAAAGUAUUAGGAUGUAGGUAUUCAAAGGAAGUAAUGCAGAAAUAUGUUGAACUUAGUAAAAUACUUGAGAAUUUUGACUAUCAAGAACAACAACAUCCAUUAACAAUAGAUACUCAAGGUGAACAUGAAAUUGACGAAGAUGAUACAGAAUCAUCAGUACCUGAAAACUGUAAAAUUCUUAAGUCUGAGGAAGAAAUUUCAGAAUUAUUUAAAGAUCUUUCUCAAAUAAUUAUGAAAAUCCAAAAGAAAGAAAAAAAUCCUAUUCAAGUUCUUAACAUGAGUGUUAUGAAGAGUCAUAUAAGGACAGAUUGCUUAUUUAAUAAAAAAAAGAAAAGUUUUCGUUGCUGGUUGUUUAUAGAUGAACAUUUAAUAACUGAUGCAUAUGGUUCUAAAAAACAAGAAGCUAUAAGACAAGCAUAUAUUAAAGCAAUUGAAAUUAUUUGUAGGAAUAGUAUAAUUCCAAAACCCUUUGAAAAUGUUAAGAAAAAUCAUAGGAAUAGUAUAAUUCCAAAACCCUUUGAAAAUGUUAAGAAAAAUCGUCCUGGAUCAGUUAGAAAAAGGAAAAGAAAGGCUAGAAAUAUAGUAGCAGCAAGAAAGCAAAAUGAAACUUUAGUACUACAUAAUCUAAAUUCAAAUUUUAAUAAUAUAGUUAUUUUAGAUGAAUUCUACAUUGAUCCAUUACGUACUUCAUUUCAAGUCAUGAUGAGAACUGCAUCUUUUAAUAAUGUGUCAAUAGUGUUUAAAUAUUCAAAUAUAAAUCCUAUAACUACAAGUUGUAAUUUAAUAUUCAAUAAAUCACUCCUAGCCCAAGGAACAGGAGAAACAAAACAAAUGGCNAAUCUGCCUUCAAAAGAGUUUCAUUCAAAAGCUCAAACAGAUGAUAACUAUACAGUGAUAGAUCCAGACUGUAGGCCAGAUGAUCCAAAAUAUCCCAACCAAGCCAGUGAACAUGAAAUUGACGAAGAUGAUACAGAAUCAUCAGUACCUGAAAACUGUAAAAUUCUUAAGUCUGAGGAAGAAAUUUCAGAAUUAUUUAAAGAUCUUUCUCAAAUAAUUGUGAAAAUCCAAAAGAAAGAAAAAAAUCCUAUUCAAGUUCUUAACAUGAGUGUUAUGAAGAGUCAUAUAAGGACAGAUUGCUUAUUUAAUAAAAAAAAGAAAAGUUUUCGUUGCUGGUUGUUUAUAGAUGAACAUUUAAUAACUGAUGCAUAUGGUUCUAAAAAACAAGAAGCUAUAAGACAAGCAUAUAUUAAAGCAAUUGAAAUUAUUUGUAGGAAUAGUAUAAUUCCAAAACCCUUUGAAAAUGUUAAGAAAAAUCAUAGGAAUAGUAUAAUUCCAAAACCCUUUGAAAAUGUUAAGAAAAAUCGUCCUGGAUCAGUUAGAAAAAGGAAAAGAAAGGCUAGGGAAAUAAUAGCAGCAAGAAAGCAAAAUGAAACUUUAGUACUACAUAAUCUAAAUUCAAAUUUUAAUAAUAUAGUUAUUUUAGAUGAAUUCUACAUUGAUCCAUUACGUACUUCAUUUCAAGUCAUGAUGAGAACUGCAUCUUUUAAUAAUGUGUCAAUAGUGUUUAAAUAUUCAAAUAUAAAUGCUAUAACUACAAGUUGUAAUUUAAUAUUCAAUAAAUCACUCCUAGCCCAAGGAACAGGAGAAACAAAACAAAUGGCUAGAAAUAAAGCUGCAGAUAUUGCACUGGAAAAUUUGAAGAAAAAAGCUUAUACAGUGAUGAUUAAAAAAAAUACAGAAAGUGAACAGAUUGUCUCAAGAGAAAAGCUUCAAACAUGUGCUCUUGGAAAUGCCAUUGCUGAAAGUAAUGUUGGAUAUAAACUUCUUCAAAAAAUGGGCUGGGAUAAUAAUAAUUCAAUAGACUCAGCAGUUUAUGCUAGGAACAAUGAAUCGUAUAAAAGACAAGGACUUGGAUUUUCUGAAACAGGAGAAGUAACAAAGGAAUUUAUUAGUCAGUUGGAAAAAGUUAUUGCAAAUUAUGCAUCAUCUGAUACUGACGCUGAUUUAGUAUUUUCUUCUGAAUUUACUAAAGAAGAAAGAAAGGAAAUACACAGGAUAGCACAGACCUACUCCCUCAAAAGUACAAGUAAAGGUGGUAAGGGACCAGAUCGGCAUUCUGUAUUGAGUCGGCGAUUUAAACCUGUCCAACUUUUAUGCUAUCUUAUUAGAUCUGGUGGACAGACUGACAAGUAUGAAUUACUGAAACCAGGAAAUGACUCCUAAUAAAGAUGCUUUU
Centruroides sculpturatus (bark scorpion) is the source of this 2528-nucleotide messenger RNA. RefSeq lists its product as uncharacterized. Gene Ontology annotation, molecular function: nucleic acid binding. The record is from RefSeq and is a predicted model, not a curated record. The transcript is spliced from 6 exons. Lineage: Eukaryota; Metazoa; Arthropoda; Arachnida; Scorpiones; Buthidae. The coding region runs from base 152 to 2515 and encodes 787 amino acids.